This is a messenger RNA of Lachancea sp. 'fantastica', 732 nucleotides long. NCBI's taxonomy places the organism in Eukaryota, Fungi, Ascomycota, Saccharomycetes, Saccharomycetales, Saccharomycetaceae. The record is from the annotation of a GenBank genome assembly.
AUGCAGUUUUAUAUAGAAUGUCCUGUGUCGAAAAUGGCGGUGGAAGAGAUGCGUCAUGGCAUUUCACCCUUGAAGCAUGUAAUGCAUCUGAAGGGAGUGCUUUCAACCAUACUUUUCCACAGGACGAGCGGUUCAAUAGUGCCAGCUAUGGAUUGUGAAGAUGCACAUUGCCGGUUCCCGGUAUUUAAGAGCGUAGACAACAGCGAUGGGCAAGACACCUCAGACACCAUGAAUCAGAAAAUUGACGAAUGCAUCAAGGAGUUGAGCAUGUGGUUUGCACAGUUUGAUGAAAGUCGGCUGAAUAAGUUGUCGCCAUCGCCAUCCAGGGAAAAUACACCAUCAGAGGGCAUCCCUACUUCGUUCAACCCGAAACCCGCAUCUUCGAUAACUUUAAAACUUACGCAAAGCGGUAGCGAAUGCUCUGAGCCCUGGGAAACAUGGACUAUCGCCUCGCAGAUGACCAGCAGCUAUAGGAUAGCCAUCGAAAACAGCGGGUCGUCAGGCUUAGAAUUUGGUCGGUCAAACCACUUCGAGCGUUUCCUCAUAAGUCUCGCAGCUUUCUGUUACGAAGUGGGCAUCCAGCACCCGCCACAACAGCUCGGACCACCGCAUAUAGACAUGUAUGUCGGGAACCCCGAUCAAAGCGAGACGGGGAGCGAAUUUGACCGCUGGAAGCGUUUUAUCAAAAAAGUGCUCCAAGCUGGGUCUGGACAAGACAGUGGGGUCGUUUGA